Molecule: messenger RNA, 2346 nt
Organism: Cyphellophora europaea CBS 101466
Lineage: Eukaryota; Fungi; Ascomycota; Eurotiomycetes; Chaetothyriales; Cyphellophoraceae
Exons: 2
Coding region: 1-2346 (781 amino acids)
Biological process (GO): protein phosphorylation
Molecular function (GO): protein kinase activity; ATP binding
Source: RefSeq, a predicted model, not a curated record
AUGGCGGAUCAGGAUGAAAGAGAUCUAGAUGGCCUCUCAAUCAUCCCCUACGACAACAACCGCGAUGUCGUUUUACGAAACGCCGAUUCCAUCGUCUAUCUUGACCCAACCACGCAAACAUUAGUUCCCCUUCGACGGAGUCGGCAUCAUGAUAUUGCACCCCGUAAUCAACACGGCGACUGUCCGCAUUGUGGAAGACCUUGGCAGACCCCCUCGGCUGAAGCUGCGAACGGGGAUGCUGCCGCAUCCGACGAGCAGACCUUCAUCACCAAUGACUAUUUCCAGAUGCUAGCUCGGAGCUUACCGGGCUCCGAACAACCCUCCGCUCCUCCGUCUCCAAGACGAAGACUCGCUCAGCCAGUCGGCUCCGUGUCCAGCCGCACACGCUUCGGCUCACCACUGUCCAGUCAACCUCGUACGCCACCCAAUGCUGAAUUCGUCGGGAGCUCUCCUGCUCCUCCCAGUACCACCAAUGGCAUCUCCGAGACCGCUUUUGCGCCCCAUUACUUUGAGAAGUUCUUCAGAGUCGACCGCGAACUCGGCCGGGGUGGCAGAGGCGUUGUGCUUCUCGUGCAGCAUCGCCUGGACGGCGUACCAUUGGGUCAUUUCGCGUGCAAGCGUGUGCCGAUAGGAGAUGACCAUGCAUGGCUGGAGAAGGUGCUCAUCGAGGUUCAACUCUUGACCCAGCUCUCGCAUCAGAAUCUCGUCUCGUACCGUCAUGUAUGGCUCGAGGACUUUCAGGCCAGCGCCUUCAGCCCGAGCGUGCCUUGCGCGUUCAUCCUGCAGCAAUAUUGUAAUGGUGGUGACCUGCACAAUUACAUAUGUGGGCCGGCUCAAGCCAAAACAUCGACCCAGCAGCUCAAAGAGCGGAUCCGCCGUCGGUCAAAAGGCGAGACGGAGAUGCUUCGAAGCGCAGAAAACGAGCCCAAGAGACUGCAUUUCGACGAGAUUUAUUCCUUUUUUCGCGACAUCACAGCUGGCUUACGCUUCUUGCAUCAUAACGGGUUUAUUCAUCGCGAUCUGAAGCCCUCCAACUGCUUGCUACACACCGUCGCUGAUGAAACUCGGGUCCUGGUUUCUGACUUUGGCGAAGUGCAAUACGAAAGCACUGCACGCAAGUCCACAGGGGCGACCGGCACAAUCAGCUACUGUGCUCCCGAGGUUCUGCAACGCGUUGCGCCGGAUGGGCCUUUUGGGAACUUCACCUUCAAGUCUGAUAUAUUCAGUCUGGGCAUGAUCCUGCACUUUCUUUGCUUUGCAACUCUGCCUUACAUCUCGGCGGAUGUGAUCUAUGAGGAGCGCGAGGAUGUUGACAAGCUGCGAGCGGAGAUUGUUGGAUGGUCUGGGUUCGACGAUAGGAAGAAGUUACGUCCAGAUCUUCCUGGAGAGCUCUAUCCGUUUCUCAAACGACUCCUCAGCAUUGAUCCAGAUCAUCGACCGACGGCGGAAGAAAUCAACCGUGGCAUGAGCACGGGAAAGCUCAGCGACUUAAUGCCAGAGCUGGGCCGCAGGAGGGGCAGCGGAGGUCAAGGCCCAGUCGAAGAACUAACUCCUGGGACGCGGAUCCAAAAGCUCGACACGCCACAAGAGGGCAACUCUCCCAACCGUGGGGUCGAUGACGCGAAAGAUCGAGGCGCUCUUCCGACACUCAUGCUCAGUCGACCGAAGCGCACCCUGUUCGCGCGCCGGACCAGAUCACGAGAGCGUGCCAAUCCCUCAUCACAACUGACAGAAGAGGUCGCGGUUGACGAUCAGGAGGACGAAGGCGACACAAGCCGCGGUCGCAGCCCUUACAGCUCUGAUGAGGGACUUGGCGAUGGCAGCAGAAGUUCCUUGGACUCUUCCAUCGUCCUCCGCCCCAGACAACGGCAUGCCGCUGUAGCUUCAGCGGGGCCUGCAUCCCCCGUCAACGACCACCUCCCGCCACCAUUACCCAGCCCCUCGCCCGAGAGGAAAGCACGACUCCUCCUCCCGCCCGCAUCGCCCAUACCUCCACCGACCUUGAUCGCCCGCGCAAAGGAAGCGCUACAGAUCCCCAUAACGUCCCCACUGGUCCGUGCCACCAUCCUCCUGGCUAAACUGGUCAGUGUGCUACAGCCGUGCGUCAACUCCACCAUCGUCGGCCCCAACACAGCGGUCGUCUACCCACUGAUCGUGCUGGCCGUGCUGGAGUUCACGCUAGGGAGGCCGCCGGAGAUCUGGAAGAGCGGCCUGCUCUGCCUCGUGCAUGCGGUCGCACUCGUGGUUGCGAUGAGGCAGGGUAUGCUCUGCAGGAACAGCGCUUUCACGUGGUCUUGGGAAGAGGGUGAGGCGGAGGGGUGGUCAGGCGGUGGAGAGCCUGGGUGA